Molecule: messenger RNA, 1500 nt
Organism: Rhinocladiella mackenziei CBS 650.93
Lineage: Eukaryota; Fungi; Ascomycota; Eurotiomycetes; Chaetothyriales; Herpotrichiellaceae
Exons: 4
Coding region: 1-1500 (499 amino acids)
Biological process (GO): ammonium transmembrane transport
Cellular component (GO): plasma membrane
Molecular function (GO): ammonium channel activity
Source: RefSeq, a predicted model, not a curated record
AUGUCAGAAAUCACUCCCAUCACAGAAUGGCCCGAAUACAAUGUCAACCCUCAGGGCGGCGACCCAAUUACCCAGGACCUCAACGCUCCGUAUGACAAGGGCGACCUCUGCUGGAUCCUGGUGUGUACCGUCCUCUGCUGGCAAAUCACACCUGCCAUCGGCUACCUCUACGCCGGUAUGCAUCGACGAAAAGCAGCGCUCACCAUGAUCUUCCAAUCUCUCUUCUGCGCAUGCGCAUGUGGCAUUCAAUUCUGGAUCUACGGCUACUCUCUGUAUCAAUCCCAUACGACGAACCCAAUGCUAGGCAACAUGAGUCUGGCGGCUCUCCACAACGUGCUCGCCCAACCUUCACUCGCCAACAGCGAUAUCCCAGACAUUUUAUACGCGUGCUUCGGCUUUACUUUCGUGACAGCUACGGCCAUGAUCUUGGCCGGCGCAAUGCUUGAACGUGGUCGACUUUGGCCUUCCAUGCUUUUCCUCCUCUGCUGGACCACUUUUGUCUACUACAUCCUCGCGUACUUCGAAUGGAACCCCAGCGGCUGGCUAUAUCAGCUUGGGGUGUAUGAUUUCGCGGGAUCCGGCCCCGUGCACAUCGCUAGUGGCUUCAGUGCUUUGGCAUGGAGUUUGAUGUUAGGACCCCGUCUCAGCGAACAUACCCCGGGCGAGAGGCAGAAGAUCAUCCAUUUCAAGCCUCACAAUCCAUUCCUGGUCGGCAUUGGAACCUGUUUUAUCUGGUUCGGCUGGUUUGCGUUUAACGGCGCCAGUACUGCCAACCUUUCAAUCCGCUCCAUCUACGUCGUGGUCAACACCAACCUGGCCGCUUGCGGAGGUGGUAUCGGCUGGACCCUGCUCGAAUACAUGCACACGAAGAAAUUCAGCAUCAUCGGUUUCUGCUCCGGUAUCAUUUCUGGUCUUGUAGGGAUCACUCCUGCUGCUGGAUACGUUCCCGUCUACGUCGCCGCCCUCGUCGGCCUUUUGACUUCUAUUUGCUGCUUCUACACCAACAAAUACAAGCAUCUGAUCUCGAUUGAUGAAGGGCUCGACAUUUUCGCCCUGCAUGGCGUCGGCGGUUUCGUCGGCGACCUGCUGACCGGCUUCUUCGCCGCGUCCUGGGUACCCGCUCUUGACGGGGUGUCCGGCGACUCCUACGACGGCGGUUGGUGGGAACACAACUGGAUCCAACUCGGCUACCAGCUCGCUGCGGCCACGACUUGCGCGGCCUGGUCCUUUGUGGUGUCUUGCAUCUUGUUGUUCAUCAUCAAUAAGAUUCCUGGCUGCCACCUGCGCGUGAAGGAGGAGGAGGAGCACCGUGGACUGGACUUCAAGUACCUUAACGAUGUGCAUUGGGAUCAGCUCGAAAGAGGGUCCAUGGGCGGUCUCGUCCCCGUUGGAAUGCACCAGGGCGUGCCGUUCUCGGGGUCCGGGCCCGGAAGUGAGAGCGGCUCGAAUACGCCGGAGAGAAUGAAGACGGAGGGCACUGAGCCGAGAAAGCAAGAGUAA